AUGUCUCUCACGGUGGAUGUCGACGAAGCAGACGUGGCAGUUCUUAGCCAGAACUUGGCCAAAUCAAAAGAGUUGUUUCUGCAAAUCUCCAAGUCUUUGACAAAUGUUUCUCAAAAGUCUAUCAAUGCCUCCAAGAACAUCAAGCCGAUUUUGCGCGACGUCAACAGGUUGAACAAUCACAAAGGACAGAUCGAAAACGGUUUGAAUCUUCUUCAAGACGUCAACGAAAGCGCGGUUCAAAUCAACAACUUCGAAAACAUCUUGAACAACCCUAUAGAACUCAUCGGCUUGAAGAAAUACAUCGACACAUUGGACAAGAGUAGAGCACUCUUCAAGAUCAUAAAGCCCCGGUUCAAGAAAUUUACAGGGAUUUUGAUCAACUUCGAGAACCUCAUAGACAAAUCAGACAUGAAGCUUCAGACUCACAUGCAAGGCUUAAUCAAACAAGAUGCUGGAGAGAUUCUACAAGACGGCUCCACUGCUAAGAUUAACGACAUUAAAACUAUUCUCCGCUACUUCGGCACCGACACAGCUCAUGUCUACAAGAUCUACAGCAGGUCCCGUGGAAAUAACGUGUACGAGAAGUUGAAGCCCUUGGAAGCAUCUACAGAACCCAAAGAGAGACCAGAAAAUAUCCCCUACGAAAAAGGCUCUAACGGCAUCACCAGUUUCACUACUACAUUUAUGAAUGUGAUAGAAAACGAGUUGAGAUUGCUCAAGGAGUUGAAUCUUCCUCGUUCUGAGGUAGUAGGUCCUAUCGUGGAACGGUCAGUAGGCGAAAUCUACAAUCACGGCAUUAUCAACAGAUUCAGUCAUUUCUUUAACAGUCUGAGUGCCAUCAUUCAAAACGAUAUUUUGCUCUUGGAGUUCAUCGAUAACUUGCUUCAGUUCCAGGAAUUCUUGCGUAAGAACGGCGUUUCCAAUAAGGAGUUCGACAACAGCAUUGCCCUUUUCAUCACCAAGAGCUCGGUUCUCUUCAAGGAGUACAUCAAGUUGAUCGAACUCAGAUUUCAAAACACAGAAAAAAUCACCGAAAUUAAUAUUCCUCAGAUUAUUGUGGAUCUCUUCUCCAGGAUUCGUCGUAUCAGUGAGUUCCCUCACGCGCUCUUGUCCUUGAUCUCGACCUACAAGUUGGGAGACUGGUUAAUAGUAAAGCCUCCUGUUAAAUUCAUCACUGUGUACACCUCAGUAAUACCGAACACAGCUAACGACGAAAGUGCGGAAUACCACUUGAGUUCAUUUUUCUCGGAUAUAAUUGACUCUAUUACGAUUAACAUUGAGAUAGGGUUGAAAAAUAACGAAGCUAACUAUAAAAAAUCUACGCAAGGCUUCCACUUGAUAAAAAAUGUGGUAAUGAUUGAAACCAUCUUGAACAGAUCUGAAACGUUACACAAGAGCUUGGGUAAUUUGGGAAUGGAACGUUUGAACAAGUUAAAGAAUCGAUUCCUCAAAUUAUUCUUGGACGACUGGAACUACGCCUCCUACAUAAUCAUCAGAGAUAUGACUACCAUAGCAACCAGUCAUGCACACGCAGCUGGGGGCCAGGGACCGAGUACCGGAGGUAGCAGUGGUCACCUCAGCAAUAAAGAGAAAGAGCAGAUUAAGGACUUGUUCAAGAACUUUAACGACUCGUUCGAGGACGCCAUCCGCAACUACGAAAAGUACAAUAUCACUGAUGUCAACUUGCGCAACUAUUUGAGCAACGAAAUCAAGAAGUUGAUCAUCAACGCCUAUUUCAAGCUUUACGACAAGUACGGAAACAGCGACUUCACCAAGAACAAGUCAAAGUAUGUCAAGUAUGACAAGCAGCAGUUUGAGAGAAUAUUGAACGAAAAACUCUAG
Messenger RNA from Scheffersomyces stipitis CBS 6054, 1842 nucleotides. RefSeq names its product GTP-Rho binding exocyst subunit (gene EXO70). NCBI's taxonomy places the organism in Eukaryota, Fungi, Ascomycota, Pichiomycetes, Serinales, Debaryomycetaceae. Gene Ontology annotation, biological process: exocytosis. The coding region runs from base 1 to 1842 and encodes 613 amino acids. Gene Ontology annotation, molecular function: phosphatidylinositol-4,5-bisphosphate binding. Gene Ontology annotation, cellular component: exocyst. The record is from RefSeq and is a predicted model, not a curated record. The transcript has a single exon.